ACGGAUCAUCCGAGUCCGGCAACUUCUGAGGCCUCCACUGCCUAUAUGUCAACGCCCUCUGGAUUACGUGUCAUCUGCAUCUGGCUACGAAUCAUCGUCACCCGCCUACGCAUCCAGCAGCAAUGACGGGUGCACUUGCGGUGGCCACUGCACUUGCGGCGGACCAUUGCACAUGCGGCAAUUCUUCAAAGUCCAAGAGUCCAAGAAGUCCAAGACCAAGAGGUCCAAGAAGCCAAUGGGCCACCACUCCAAGACAUCGGGCGACUCGUGCGGCAAGCCCACCCACACCGUCUACCAGUCAAUCGAAUCCGACAACGGUAGCGCUGGCUGCGAAAGCCCCUCGCAUGUCGUCGUCGAGUCGGUUGAGUCCAACGUUGUGCAUGCUCCUCCGCACAAGCCGGCCAACACGCACACUGUCAUCGUCUCGCUGGAGCCCUGCGGCGGGCAUCACCACCACAGCCACGUCGUGGUCCAGUCGGUCGACUCUACUGUUGUGUCCGCCUACACGGGCCCGGCGCACUACAUCUACGAGUCGGUUGAGGUGUGCACCGGCAGCCCAGACCCGCAUGCCAAGCCGACCCAAGUCGUCAUCGAGUCUGUGGCCUCCACCGUGGUCCCUGGUCCCUCGCAUGCUCCUGCCAACACCCACACGGUGGUCGUCUCAAUUGAGAAGUGCGGUAGCAGCGGUCACCACCACGCUAGCCACGUGGUCUUCGAGUCGGUUGACUCCAGCGUUGCCCCGCCGCACACCGGUCCGGCGCACUAUAUCUACCAGUCCAUCGAGACCGCGAGCGGGGGCGCCAGCACAUGCUCGUGCGGACACGUCGAUGAGCCCAGCCCCCACACGGUGAUUGAGUCCGUCGAGUGCUCGUCGGAGCAGAGCAGCCCGUCGUACAGCGCGGCUGGGUACUCGUCCAACAACGACUCAAACAACGCCUACUCGUCGUCCUCUGCGGCAUAUGAGUCGUCACCUAGCCAGGAGUAUGCCAGCUCAAGCUCUGGCGGUGCCUAUGACACGCGCAUGGCUGUUGAGCCCGAGCAAGCUUCGGACGAGGAAGAUGAGGAGAGUGCCUAGGCAUCAGUUUGUUUCUUUUUCCAUCUCUAUACUUCAACAUGUUUGCCCGAACAGCACUCGGGUCCAAGCAUGCUUUCAAAAUAACAGGUCUUUUAAAAAAGUUUCCUGCGCAGCCGGGCCAACCAGCGAUGAGAGCGUGGCGAGCAAGAGAUUAG
Messenger RNA from Linderina pennispora, 1230 nucleotides. RefSeq lists its product as uncharacterized. NCBI's taxonomy places the organism in Eukaryota, Fungi, Kickxellomycota, Kickxellomycetes, Kickxellales, Kickxellaceae. The transcript has a single exon. The record is from RefSeq and is a predicted model, not a curated record. The coding region runs from base 173 to 1075 and encodes 300 amino acids.